This is a messenger RNA of Naegleria gruberi, 1413 nucleotides long. RefSeq lists its product as uncharacterized. The record is from RefSeq and is a predicted model, not a curated record. Gene Ontology annotation, biological process: protein phosphorylation. The transcript is spliced from 12 exons. Gene Ontology annotation, molecular function: protein kinase activity; protein binding; ATP binding. NCBI's taxonomy places the organism in Eukaryota, Heterolobosea, Eutetramitea, Acrasida, Naegleriidae. Bases 1 to 1413 code for a protein of 470 amino acids.
AUGGGAGUAUCAAAUUCUGUGGAACGUGAAAUUAAAAAAACACUGAGUAAAGCGUCAAGAGAAGGUGACAUUGAAACACUUACGGAAACGUUGAAAGCAAAAGAGGCACUUAAUUUAAUCAAUGAAUAUGGACCAAAAGGAACACCACUUUAUGAAGCAGCGAGUAGUAAUCAAGUGGAAGCAGCAAGAUUAUUAAUCAGACAUGGAGCCCAUGUUAAUAUUCAAGAUCAAAAUAAUGGAUGGACAGCUCUUCAUGCUGCUUGUAAGAAAAAUUGUUAUGAUAUGGUAAAAUUAUUAUUGGAAGCUAACGAUAUUCAAUUGAAUGUUACAACAAAAGAUGAGUUAAAACAAACACCACUUCAUUUGGCAGCUCACUUAUGUUCUAAAGAGGUUGUAAAAUGUCUAUUGGAUCAUGGAGCAAACAAAUCAAUAACAGAUACAUUUGGAAGUACACCUGAUAAAUGGACAAAAAAUCCUGAUAUUAAAACACUAAUUUUAAAUCACGUUAAAGAUAAUAAGCUAACUGCUCAAACACCUACGGAUAGUGCAAAUAUGUUAAAUGGAAAAUAUGAAAUUUUGGAAAGAAUUGGUAAAGGUGGAUUUGGUGUUGUUUAUAAAGUUAGAAUUACUCAAAGUGGAAUUGGUGACGAUAUUAGAGCAGUUAAAGUUGUAACAUUCGAUGAUGAAAUGGAAAUGGAAAAUGCAAAUAGAGAAGCAACAGCCAUGUUGUCAUUGGAUAAUCCUUAUGUUUUAAAAACUUAUGAAAUUUUCAAAUAUGAACCUACCAAAGGACUUUGUUUCUGUAUGGAAUAUUAUUCACAUGGUGAUUUAGAUACAUAUAUAAGAAAAACAAUUGGUACAGCAAUGGUACCAAAACAAAUAGUCUUUGCUGUAUUUUAUCAAAUGGCAAAGGCAUUGAGCUAUUUACACGAGAGAAGAUUAAUUCACAGAGAUAUCAAACCACAAAAUAUUUUUGUCAAGAAUUUGGAUGCAACCGUGAUAAAUAUUGUUUUGGGAGAUUUUGGUUUGUCGAAACAAAUUGAUAACACCCAAAAUCAAACAAAGGCUGGAACACUUCUUUUUAUGAGUCCUGAAGUGUUUAGUAAUGAACCGUAUGGAUUGAAGGCUGAUAUUUGGAGUUUAGGUGUUGUAUUAUAUCAAUUAAUGACAAAGGAAAUGGAUACUAAUAUUUGUGCUCAAUUACUUACUAAAGGAGCAAGUGGACUUCAAACAGUGAAAGAAAAACUUUCUCAAAAAGGAUUUUACCCAGCUCCACUUGUAGAUUUAGUAAUGCAAACUCUUUCAGUUGACCAUGAACAAAGACCUUCUUCUGCAGAUUUAUGUACCAAUUUAUUAAAUAUUAAGGAAGGUUGUGAAAAUGAAGGAUUUUCAUUAAAAUCAUUUUUAAAUUAA